Micromonas pusilla CCMP1545 is the source of this 4005-nucleotide messenger RNA. Its product is annotated as response regulator receiver/WD40 domain fusion protein. Gene Ontology annotation, molecular function: protein binding. The coding region runs from base 1 to 4005 and encodes 1334 amino acids. Gene Ontology annotation, biological process: photomorphogenesis; phosphorelay signal transduction system. The record is from RefSeq and is a predicted model, not a curated record. The transcript is spliced from 3 exons. NCBI's taxonomy places the organism in Eukaryota, Viridiplantae, Chlorophyta, Mamiellophyceae, Mamiellales, Mamiellaceae.
AUGGCGGCGACGACGCACAGCUCCACGGUGCACGUCCUCCUCGUGGACGACGCCGGGCUCUUGCGCAGAUGCCAGUACCAAGUCACGACCGCGAGCUCCGGCCGCGAGGCCAUGGCGCUCCUCGAGCGCGGCACGCAGUUCAACCUCCUCCUCACGGACGUCAUGAUGCCGGACGUCGACGGGCCCACGCUCCUGCACUUCGUGCGGAAUAACCCCCUCUACGCGGAAAUGCCCGUGGUGAUGAUGUCGUCCAACGAGCACGCGGACAUGGUCAUGAACUGCAUCCGCUUGGGCGCGGAGGAUUACAUCAUCAAACCGGUGACGAAUAAGGCGGUGAAGCACAUGUGGGCGCACGUGUGGCGACGGAAGCAGCGGUACCAGAUGGUGCCGAGGUUCGAGAACGGCCGCGAGGUGGACGAGGAACGCGAGUUCGAAGCCGCGGCGAUGGAGGAACUGCGCGGCGGCGUCGACCUCGAGGCUGGGAUGCUGCCCGUGCCGGAGACGGAGGAGUACAGCAGCGAUGGCGAGAGCGACGACGACGAGGCGCGGCGAGGCGACGCGGCGGCGGAGUUUUACGCGAUGGAGUACGCGAACACGUCGGGGGGAUGGGAGGGCGGGACGGAUUUCGGCUCAGGCGCGUUCUACACACUGGUCCCCAUACGACCGCGUUGGCGUGUGACGUUCCCGGGCGCGGCGGGCUCGAGCGCGAGCGACGGCGGAUGCCCGAUGGGCCACCACGCGCGCGGCGGCCGCGUCGGGAAGCGCGCGAAAGUCCGGGGAGGGACGUGCCCGUUCGCGGCGGCGGGGGGGGGAACAAACGCGAGGGACCCUGACGCGAAGAUGGACGCCGUGCACGAGGUGCCAGACGAGGAAGAAGACGCGGCGACGGCGGCGGCGGCGGCGGCGGACGGGAGAGCGGCGCCGGCGCGCGCGACGGCGACCCACGACCCGCUCGUCGUCACGGACGAGAUGACCGGCGUCGCGAAGCGUCUGGUCCCGGUGCCGCCGAUGCGUAACCUAACGGACGGUCGUCGUACGUUACGCGAGUGGAUCGACCUCGCGAACAGAGACGGGUUGGGCCUCGUCGAGCGAAGAGACGCGUUGCACGUGCUCGGACGCGCCGCGUCGCUGCUGGCGUCGCACCACGACCGCGGGAUGCUCCUCGGCGCGAUGCGCCCGAGCGCGCUGACGAUAUCGCCGCAGGGCGAGGUCGGGAUCGCGCCGCCGCGGCCGACCACGCCGCCGCGGACGAACCCGUGCUCGGCGGGCGCCGCCGCCGUCCGCGGCGCAAGGAGGAAAGCGCGGCGGGCGUGGGCGACGUCCAACGCGCGAAGGGACGGCGACGAGCGCGAGCCGGGGGCCGGGAUGAUGAACCCCGACGAGGACGAGGACGACGUCGUCGACGCGGACGACGAGUACGACGAGAUGAUGGACAGCGACGACGACGAGAUCGGCGGAGAGAUGCGCGUGCCGUCCCCAUGCGGGGGCUUCGCCGCGGGCGCGGGCGGCGACGCGAACGAGUCUCUGUACGUCUCCCCCGAGGAGAAGACCGCCGCGGCUUUCGGCGCGGAAGGCGAGGCGUUCGGCGGCUGGCGGCCGUCCGCCUCGAGCGAGUGUUUCGCCCUCGGCGUCCUCAUGGUCGAGCUGUGCUGGCCCGACGUCGCCGCGAGCGCGGUCGGCGACGUCGGCAAGCUGUUGCGCGCCGUGCUUCGACCCGACGGCGACGGCGCGGCGGAGCUCGCGAGGGACCCCACGGAGAGCGCCAUCGCGCGGCAGCUGCUGCAGCCCGUGCCGGGGAACCGACCGACCGCGUCGCAAGUCGCGGCGCUCCUGACGAAGUACGCGUCCGAGAUCGAGGAUGCUGCUGCCGCUGCUUCGGGGUGGGCGACGACGCGAGAGAUGGGCGCGGCGGUGGAGAGGCGACGCGCGGAGCUCAUCGCGUUGGCGGAUUUUUUGCGGCGACACCGCGAGGCGCGCGUGCGCGAGGCGCAGGGACACAGGGUCCGGUCCGCGCUCCUCGCGCACGCGCUUCGGCAGCUCGUCGGCCCCGCGGACGCGCAGGCUGCGGUCGGGAGGCGAGGGAUGGGAACGCUCUCCGUCGGCGGCGGAGGGGGAAGAAGGAACUCUGGCGACGGCCGCCCGUCGCGGCAAAACAGCGUCGACGGCGUCGGCGCCAACGUCCUGUCUCGACAGCCGAGCUUCGAGGGACCGGGACCGAGCGAGCGGCGCGGCGUGUCGUUCGACCUCCCGAGAGGCGGCUUGGGUUUGGGUUUGGGUUCCUCCUCGACGCUGGGCUUCCCCGGCGCGAACGCGGCCGCGUCGAGGCGGCCGCGACGCGGCAGCAACGACGGCAGCGGAGACGCCCUCGAGCUCGGCGGCGGCGGGAGCGGUCGCUCGAGCAUGGACGCGGAGGACGGGGGCGCGGGUCCCCCCGCGAUGGCGACGGCGACCACGGCGUUGACGACGGUCGCGGGCGCCGAUCGCGCGCUAGGGAACGGGCGGUCGUUCAGCGCGAACGAUCUCACCGCGCUGGACGCGUCCGCGUCCGCCGCGAAGGCGGUCGGCGCCGGGCUCAAGCCCGCGAGCGAGCUCGACGACGAGGCGUUCAACGCGUUGGAGGAAGACUUUUUCGACGCGUGCGCGCGCGCCAUCGCGCCGAUCGCGCGCAAGUACGCCAACGCCACGAAAGCGGCGUCGCUCGAACCCAGCGUGGUCGUCACCGGCAGCUCGUUCACCGCGCUCGCGAACGCGAGCGCGCACAGCACCGCGAUCGAGCUCAAGCGCGCGGCGGGCGCGGAGGCGGCGCGAGACGCGGGGAUCGCGCUCGCCGGCGCCAUGGACGGGUUCGGCGCGGACCUCGCGCGGUGCGUCCGACGGACAACCUUAAACGUCGUCGCGGACGUGUCCAUCGGGCACGUGCACUCGUUCGGGGAGAUGGUGUGCAGCACGGGGUGGGACCGCGACGGCGAGUACAUCGCCACCGGCGGCAUCUCCAAGCGGUUGCGGGUGUUCGAAGUCGCCGUCGUGACGGAGCUCGGCGCCGCGGUGCACUGCCCGGUGUCCGAGAUCAAGACGAACUCGAAGCUCUCGUCGCUGGCGUGGAACCCGUACAUCAAGCACGGACUCGCGAGCGCGGACUACGACGGCAGCGUGCACCUGUGGGACGCGGACAGAGGCGUCCUCACGAGCGAGUUUAACGAGCACAGGAAGCGCGCGUGGUCGUUGGAUUAUUCGCAAUUGGAUCCGACGCGCCUCGUCUCGGGGUCCGACGACGGCACCGUUCGCGUGUGGAGCAUCUCUCAGGCGACGUCCGUGUCUUGCAUCCGUCAGCGCGCGAACGUGUGCUCCGUGCAGUUCUCUCCCGUGAACGCGAACGUCGUCGCGUUCGGGAGCGCGGACUACAAGAUCUACGCGUACGACUUGAGGCACACGUCGCGGCCGCUGGUGACUCUGUCUGGGCACAAGAAAGCCGUGUCCUACGUGCGUUGGAUGGGCGGCGACCUGAUCGUGUCCGCGUCCACGGACAACACGCUGAAGCUGUGGGACGUGAAGCGCGGCAUGGUCGGCGAUAAGAACGAGUUCGCGUCCGGCACCGGCGGGGGUUUAUUCGACCCCGGGAGCGAACGGAGCGCGUGCUCGCGAACGUUUCGCGGGCACCUCAACCAGAAAAAUUUCGUCGGGAUGUCCGUCGCGCGAGACGGACACAUCGCGUGCGGGAGCGAGGACAACACGGUGUGCCUGUACACGCGGUCCGUGCCGAGCCCGAUCACGACGCAGUCGCUCGCGACGUGCAGCGCGUUCAACAACCCGAGCAGCGGCGGGUGCGGGCUCGGCGGCGGGGAGCGCGGGCUCGGCGGCGGCGGCGGCGACGCGGGCGCGGGCGCGGCGGGCGGCGGGGAUAAGACGGGGUUGUUCGUCAGCAGCGUGGCGUGGAGUCCGGACGGGCGACGGCUCGUCGCCGCGAACUCGUGCGGCGCGGUGAAGAUCAUGGAGGUGACGAAUUAA